This is a messenger RNA of Zalophus californianus (California sea lion), 1703 nucleotides long. Its product is annotated as apolipoprotein L3-like. Gene Ontology annotation, cellular component: extracellular region; membrane. Gene Ontology annotation, biological process: lipid transport; lipoprotein metabolic process. Lineage: Eukaryota; Metazoa; Chordata; Mammalia; Carnivora; Otariidae. Bases 630 to 1649 code for a protein of 339 amino acids. The record is from RefSeq and is a predicted model, not a curated record. Gene Ontology annotation, molecular function: lipid binding. The transcript is spliced from 6 exons.
GGCAGGAAGGGCAGAGCAGAGAAGGACCUAGAAGGUCCUUUGAGGGAGUCAGGACAGCCGAGGCUGGGUAGGAUGCCUGGACAAGCCCCACCCAGUUGUGUUGUUUCACCGCAGGCUGCUUGGAAGUGGACACUUUCAGUUUCCAAUUCAGGUCCCGGACAUAUUUGGGCCCCGAGGUGUGGUUACUGCACAGACUCGUAGCUGGCUCCUCACAGCCAAGAACCGCUGGAUGUGCUUCAGCUCAGUCAGAGGAACAUCCCUGGUGGAGAGGAGGGGGACACUGCUCAGCCCAGGUUCCAAACUGUCUGCGACCUGAGCAGGUAAUCCACAAGGAAGGUGGAUGUCGGGGUGCUCAUGGAAACUCCCAGAAAUCUGAUAGAAUUGUCCAAAGCACAUUAAAUCAGGAGGGUAAUUCAUGUGAAAUCUGAGGCAUAGUCUGACUUGUUCUCGGCCAGCGCGAGCUUCUCAUCAAGACAGACAAGAAAACAAGGGGAAUUGCUCACGGCAGGACGACAGGAGCCCGACUUGGCUUGGGAGUGAGCUGGAGUGAGGGGUGAAGCAACACCGCCUUCUAGCCGGGACGCAGAGGCGAGCUGUUGCGAAAACGCUCAGAUCCCACUGCUGGCACCAUGGCCUCAGGAGCCCGUGAGCUCUGCCCAGAGAGCAAAAGCCUUCUUGAGGAUAUCAUUGAGUCUGUCCAGGACACAGUGAGCUUCGAGGAACUGCACUUCCUGCUGACUGACCAUGAAGCCUGGGAGGCAUUCUUGACUGAGGCCACGUUGUCCAGGGAGGAGGCAGAUGCCCUACGUGAAGGUCUGAACGAGCUGGAAAGAACCAUGUAUACAGAGGCCGAAGAGCAGCUGGCUAGAGAGAGGUUUUUGAGUGAGUUUCCCAAGUUGAAAGUGGAGCUUGAGGAGCGCAUAAGAAAGCUCCACGAGCUUGCAGAUAAUGUUGACAGGGUUCACAAGAACUGCACCAUCUCCAACAUAGUAGCCAGCUCCACCGGCGCUGCAUCUGGCCUCCUGUCCAUCCUUGGCCUGGGUCUGGCACCUUUCACAGCAGGGGCCAGUCUGGCACUCUCGGCUGUUGGAGCAGGGCUGGCAGCAGCAUCUGUUGUGACCCAAGUGUCCACCAGCAUCGUGGAAUACUCAAGCGAGUCAUCCGCAAAAGCCCAAGCCAGUCGCCUGACAUCAAUUGAUUUUGACAAAGGGGAGGUAGUUGCCAAGGUUCUGUGUGAUACCAUACCCCAGAUUUCUUCCUCAACAGGUAAAUGCAUCCAAGCCCUGCAAAACAUUGCAAAGAAUGUUCAUGCCAUCAAGCUAGCCAAAGUCAAACCUCGCCUAGUAGCCAAUGCCAGGCGCCUCAUGAGAGCUCAGAGAGUCUCAGUUCGAAGUAGCAGGCAGGUGCAGAAAGCUUUUGGAGGCACUGCUCUUGGAAUGACCAAAGGAGCCCGGAUCAUGGGUGCAGCCACCGCAGGUCUCUUCCUUGCAAUGGAUGUGGUCAACCUUGUGAAAGACUCAGAGCACUUGCAAAAGGGGGCAAAGGCCGAGUCAGCUGACGAGAUGAGGCAGCAGGCCCGGGAGCUGGAGAACAAGUUGGAGGAGCUCACCAAGAUCUAUGAAAGUGUGAUGGAGGGCCUGACUCCAUGACCCCCGAGCAGGGCAGGGAGCAGGGACAUGUGUGGAAGAAAGACAUAGAGGUAC